Messenger RNA from Pongo pygmaeus (Bornean orangutan), 3888 nucleotides. RefSeq names its product ferric chelate reductase 1 (gene FRRS1). Gene Ontology annotation, molecular function: oxidoreductase activity, acting on metal ions. Gene Ontology annotation, cellular component: membrane. NCBI's taxonomy places the organism in Eukaryota, Metazoa, Chordata, Mammalia, Primates, Hominidae. The coding region runs from base 485 to 2260 and encodes 591 amino acids. The record is from RefSeq and is a predicted model, not a curated record. The transcript is spliced from 17 exons. Gene Ontology annotation, biological process: intracellular iron ion homeostasis.
UCAUUCACACUGCAGAAAGGUUUCAGUUCUAUGCAAUCUGAUCUUUUUCCACUUUUUAAAAGUUAAUUUGCUUUUACUUAGCACUAUUAUAGAACAGAUAGGUAUUUUCAAAUAGUUUUGCAAUUAAACACAAAAAUUAUAAUUUUUGUGGCGAAGUAGGUACUAGUUGGCAAAUAGUGUUCCUUUGUGUAAAACAGAAUUCUAAAUUUUCAGAAAUGGAGUCCUAAAACUAGCACUGGUCUUGCAAAUCAAGUUCUGCAGCUUAGUUUGGGAAAGGUUCCCUUUUGGCUCAAGGCUUAACUGGCUCCACCCAGCUGCUGAAAUGUGAUACAAGUUGUAACAAAACCGGAAGUUGGUUAGGCUGCCUUCGCUUCUCAAGGUAAGGAAGUGGAGGAUUAAAUGAUUUGCCCAAAGUCUCACAGUAAUUUGUAGAGCUGAGAUUGAAAUUCAGGUGAAACUUCACAUAUCACAUUCUUUUUAUCAGAUGGCAGUUUCUGGAUUUACUUUUGGUACCUGCAUACUUCUGUUGCACAUUAGUUAUGUGGCUAAUUAUCCCAAUGGAAAAGUAACACAGUCAUGCCAUGGAAUGAUUCCUGAACAUGGUCAUAGUCCACAGUCUGUUCCUGUUCAUGACAUUUAUGUGAGUCAGAUGACAUUCAGGCCAGGAGAUCAGAUUGAAGUUACUUUGUCAGGGCAUCCAUUUAAAGGCUUUCUCCUAGAAGCGCGUAAUGCUGAGGAUCUGAAUGGCCCUCCUAUUGGCUCCUUCACAUUGAUUGACAGUGAAGUGUCACAACUUUUGACCUGUGAAGAUAUACAGGGAUCAGCGGUGAGUCACAGAAGUGCAUCUAAAAAAACAAAAAUUAAAGUCUACUGGAAUGCUCCAAGCAGUGCUCCAAAUCACACACAGUUUCUAGUCACAGUUGUUGAGAAGUACAAAAUCUACUGGGUGAAGAUUCCUGGUCCUAUAAUUUCACAACCAAAUGCAUUUCCUUUUACAACACCUAAAGCUACAAUAAUACCUUUGCCAACGUUACCUCCAGUUUCCCACUUAACCAAACCAUUCAGUGCCUCAGAUUGUGGGAACAAGAAGUUCUGUAUUAGGAGUCCUUUGAACUGUGACCCAGAGGAGGCUUCCUGUGUCUUCUUGUCCUUCACAAGAGAUGACCAAUCGGUGAUGGUUGAAAUGAGUGGCCCCAGUAAAGGCUAUUUAUCCUUUGCAUUGUCUCAUGACCAGUGGAUGGGUGAUGAUGAUGCUUAUCUGUGUAUUCAUGAAGAUCAGAUUGUGUACAUCCAGCCUUCCCAUUUAACGGGGCGAAGUCACCCUGUAAUGGACUCCAGGGAUACCCUUGAGGAUAUGGCUUGGAGGUUGGCGGAUGGUGUUAUGCAGUGUUCUUUCAGAAGAAACAUUACCCUUCCUGGAGUUAAGAAUAGAUUUGAUCUAAACACAAGCUAUUACAUAUUUCUAGCAGAUGGUGCAGCUAAUGAUGGUCGAAUUUACAAGCACUCUCGGCAACCUUUGAUUACCUAUGAAAAAUAUGAUGUGACAGACUCUCCAAAGAACAUAGGAGGAUCCCAUUCUGUACUCCUUCUGAAGGUUCAUGGUGCCUUAAUGUUUGUGGCAUGGAUGACUACUGUUAGCAUAGGUGUACUGGUUGCCCGGUUCUUCAAACCAGUUUGGUCAAAAGCUUUCUUCCUUGGUGAAGCAGCUUGGUUUCAGGUGCAUCGGAUGCUCAUGUUCACCACAACUGUCCUCACCUCCAUUGCUUUUGUUAUGCCGUUUAUAUACAGGGGAGGCUGGAGUAGGCAUGCAGGUUACCACCCAUACCUCGGCUGUAUAGUGAUGACUUUGGCAGUUCUUCAGCCUCUUCUGGCAGUCUUCAGGCCACCUUUACAUGACCCAAGAAGGCAAAUGUUUAACUGGACUCAUUGGAGUAUGGGAACAGCUGCUAGAAUAAUAGCAGUGGCAGCGAUGUUCCUGGGAAUGGAUUUACCAGGACUGAAUCUUCCUGAUUCACGGAAAACCUAUGCAAUGAUUGGAUUUGUAGCCUGGCAUGUUGGGACUGAGAUUGUUCUGGAGGUACAUGCUUAUCGGCUCUCUCGCAAAGUUGAAAUAUUGGAUAAUGACAGAAUUCAGAUCCUUCAGUCAUUUACUGCAGUGGAAACAGAGGGUCAUGCUUUUAAAAAGGCAGUGUUGGCAAUUUAUGUCUGUGGGAAUGUUACUUUUCUCAUCAUAUUUUUGUCUGCAAUCAACCAUCUAUGAGCAAGCAAAGACCUUGGCUUUUGCAGGCCAAGUGAUAAUUAUCAUCAAACCAAAGAAACUUGAAGCCUGUCCUGACUGCCUGGAGCAUAUUUGUGAAUUCUCACUUGGAAGACUGGGGUCAUGUCUGUAGAGGAAUUCUGAAGUCCAGCCUUUAGAGACCAACAUUCAAGAGAGUCAUAUAGACUAUAAAUUAAUGUCAUGCCCUAUAUGUAAUUCUGGGUCUUAAAGGAAAGAUUGUACUUCAGGAGAAGUAACUCUCAAAUAUUUCAUGCCAAGAUUUUAAGAAUGUUGGUAUUUAAGAAAAUAAAUAGUGAUUUGGAAAAACACAACAGAUGUCACUAGGAUAAAAAAGAGAUAUAUUACGGUAUAUAUAUAUAUAUAUUUUUUUUUUGUUGUUGUUGUUGUUGUUGUUGUUUUUGUUUUUUUUUGUUUUGAGACAGAGUCUCGCUCUGUCGCCCAGGCUGGAGUGCAGUGGUGCAAUCUCAGCUCACUGCAAACUCCGCCUCCUGGGUUCACGCCAUUCCACCGCCUCAGCCUCCUGAGUAGCUGGGACCACAGGCGCCCGCCACCAUGCCCGGCUAAUUUUUUAAAUAUUUUUAGUAGAGACGGAGUUUCACCAUUCACAGGAUGGUCUCGAUCUCCUGACCUUGUGAUCUGCCCGCCUCAGCCUUCCAAAGUGCUGGGAUUGCAGGCAUGAGCCACCGCGCCCAGCCUACGGUAAAUAUAUUUUGAACUACAAAGGUGCUGUGGUACUUUAAAGAAAAACUAUUUUUACUAGUUUAUCUGAAUGGUCUGUGGACUUUAUUUAGAAACUGUUUUUCAGUUUAGUUUUUUGGACAUACACUUUGCUCAGUGUAUUUCAUUACUUCUCUAGUAAAGGUAGAAGUGAGGCAAAUGCCAUUGUAGGUUUUGCCAGCAUUUAAAUAUAUUAUGAAUUGCUUAGCAAUGAAAUGCAAGUAUGCAUCUUUUACUUAAAGAUACUAUUUAUGUAUUCAGCUACAGAGAUGAAAUAGCAUUUUAUGUGUUAAUUGUUUUGGCUAUAAAAUUUAAGUCCUUAUAGCAUUUGGAGAUUAUACACUUGGAUUUCAAAAUUGAUAAAACUCACCCUUGUGAACAUAUCUAAUAGAUAUUCUGUUUACUUGUAGAAAUAAUAUAAUGUGUCUGGUUCUUUUUGUUAGACAUUUUUUAUGCUCUACUGAAUCAGAAUAGUCAGUGUUAUCUUCCUUAUUUCAAGAAUUCAUCUAUUUAUGGCUACAUCUCAUAUGUGCUAUGAGGACUUCUAGCCAGUGGGUGGCGCCGUAAUACCGAAGUACUGUACUGCUUUGUUCCUGUUUCCUUGUGCUGAUUCCUUUCUAGUAUUUAGGUAACAUUAUGGGAUGGCAUUUCCCUUAAAUUCCACCAGCUUUUAAUCUUUAUUUUAAAAAUGUCUACUUUUUUUUGGGUGGUUGGGGUAAUGGGUUAAAACCUUAAAUUAGUAACCACUGUUUAUUUUCCAGUUUGUUUGUUUUCUGUGAUUAUUUAUAAUAAUUGUUUGAUAUUUGUUUUUACAGUCCCCUGAUCCUGUAAUAAUGAAUGCAGCUAUCUUAGGCAAAGCAAAUAAAUAAACUGGGCAUUUUUAAAAUAAAAAA